GCGCCGCUGAGCGGGGGUGGCGGCAGCGGCGGACGCGCGGUGCCGCUCCGUCUCGUCCUCCGGCGGAGGUCGAUUCGGGGGUCCCUUCCCGAGCCGCCGUCCCUCAGGGCGUUAAGCUCCUCGCCUCCGGGGCCGUCCUCAGCCCGCCGCAGCGGCGGCCUCGUCCGUCCCGCCAUGGCCGUGUGCCGCCGCCUGGCCCGGCUGGCCGCCAACCUGCAGGACCCGCGCGGGGUGGCCGCCUUCCAGCGGCUGUGCGGGGUGGAGGGGCCCGCGGGCUGGGCCGGGAGCCGGGGGCCGGUGGCGAACGGCGGGUCUCCGCCGGGAGGGCGGCGGCAUCCCGCGGGGAACGGGGCCGUGCCCGGAGGGGCCGCUGCCGCCCCGCAGCGCUGGCGGAGGCCGCGCCGCAACUCCCUGACGGAGGAGGAUGGCUGCCAGGAGUUCAACGCCCGCAGCCGCUUCCUCUACUACCUCUUCAGCUUGGGCACCGAGCUGGGCAACGAGCUCUUCUACAUCCUCUUCUUCCCCUUCUGCAUCUGGAACUUGGACGCCUGGCUGGGCCGCAGGCUGAUCAUCAUCUGGGUGUGGGUGAUGUACGUGGGGCAGUGCACCAAGGAUGUCAUCCGCUGGCCGCGGCCCGCCUCCCCGCCCGUGGUGAAGCUGGAGGUCUUCUACAACUCCGAGUACAGCAUGCCCUCCACCCACGCCAUGUCGGGCACCGCCAUCCCGCUGGCUCUGCUGCUGCUCAGCUACGGCCGCUGGCAGUAUCCCCUUAUGUUUGGACUGAUCCUUGCGUUCUGCUGGUGUUCUUUGGUUUGCUGCAGUAGAAUUUAUAUGGGAAUGCAUUCCAUUUUGGAUGUUAUUGCUGGAUUUCUGUAUGCAAUUCUCAUCCUAAUUGUCUUCCAUCCAGUUGUGGACCUGAUUGAUGACUUCAACUUAACUUACAAGUAUGCGCCCCUAAUUAUCAUCAGUCUGCAUUUAGCCCUGGGCAUCUUCUCUUUUACUCUAGACACGUGGAGCACAUCACGAGGAGACACAGCUCAGAUACUGGGCUGUGGUGCUGGAGUAGCCUGUGGUUCUCAUGUUAACUACAUGAUGGGUGUGAAACUAGAUCCCCCUCUUGAUACACUGCCUUUAUCUCUUUCCUCUCUCACCGUGACUGUGUUUGGAAAAGCCAUAUUACGGUUGUUGAUUGGCGUAAUAAUUCUCUUACUAACAAAAAUAGCAAUGAAGAAAGCCACUAUUCCACUGGCAUGUAAAAUAUUUCGCAUACCACACGAUGAUGUACGGAAAGCAAGACAGCGCAUGGAAGUUGAGCUGCCCUAUCGCUAUAUCACGUAUGGAAUGGUUGGGUUCUCCCUCAUGUCUAUUGUUCCUUGCGUCUUCCAUUUUAUUGGUCUUUCCUGAUGUAAAUUUAUCACUUACAGUAGGAAAACAGAGCUAGUUGCUUUUGGAAGAGGUGCACUAGUUUGCUAAGGGAAGGCCGGCGAGCUUGGCUUUUAGCAGGGUCUUCACUUUCACAGCAGUACAUAGCAGACAAAGCAUUUAGAAGACAUUGCACAUCUCUGGUGUGUGUGGGGCCAGAAGGUGGGUACCUUGAGAAGUGCUGAAGUCUAUAAAUGCUAUGUCUAGACUUACUGCUGUCACAAAGUCUGUUUGUAUGUGAUGCAAUGAAUGUAUCUGGAAUGUCUGUCAUACUGUAUCUGUGUAUGUUGAUGCUUUAACAGGUAUGUCUGACAGCUAAUCAGAAAGCUGCAUUCAUGAUUUUUUUUUGCCAUUUCAUAGUAACUUAUUCAAUUGUUGGGCCAUACAAUGCUAAGUUGGUUUUCCUCACUUAUCUCCCAAAUUUGGGUGUGAAAUGUUUUGGCUAAUAGGCAUUUUCAAUGGACCAAACUUGUCAUUUGAUUGAGUUUUUCUAAAAGAAAGCCACUCCAAAUAGAAGCUUUUUUUUUUUUUAGUGUCCCCUGCAGGGUAGGUUAUUUGGAUUGGCACUGGUGAUAGAUAACACUAGAGCAUGUAUGAUUCAGGUACUGUAUCUUACAGUUUAAUAGCUGUGCCUUUCUGUUGCUAAAUUAAGAAAUGCCACGUAUACUGUGAUGUAAAAAGACUAAUUGUGUUUAAAAUGGUUUAUAAUUAGGCAGAUAUUUUUAAAUGGUGACUGUCCAUGUUGCUGACGUGCUUCAAGUGAACUGGAACAUUCAGGGUUUAGCCUGUUGAAAUUGCAUACGUAAAAUGAGAAUUGUUCUUGACCUCAAGAGAUUGUAAAUGGGCAAUAACCUAUUUGUAGGUAUUUUUAACAUGUAUUGUAAGCUCCUUGAAGAGGAUAUAUUUUUCUGGAGAUGGUUUUUACAAAGGAGAGAUGUUCAAAAUUAUAUGGAAAUAAAAACAAUAAAAAUACUGCAUUCUAUUAAGAAAGGGACCUCACAUAGUAUUCCAAACUGAUUGAGAAGUACUGUGCUUUUUAAUUAUAAGCUUAGAAAAUAUCCUUGUUCUUGAAAAAAGUAAAUAUUUUAAUUCAUUAACACACUGUGUUAAAAGGUAAUAAUCACUUUUACCCAACUCAGCUAUAAGAUAAUGAUCAAUGUAAAUUCAUCAAGCAUUCUGGCAGGUAGGUAUGAACAUGCAAAAGACAGUGUGGUCAUUUCAUGAACGGUUUGUGUAUAUCUGGAUUUUACUGUUGUGCACUUUUGAGCUUUUCAUGAUUCAUUUUGCAGUGAUGAGCAGGAUGCUUUGCUUCUUUUUUGAGUUUCGUUUUGUCUGGUACUGUGUUACCCAAUUUGUUGUUUCCAUGUUAGGAACUGGACAGCAAGAGCUGUCUUACUGUUUGAUCAGACGUGAGUUUACUUUGUUUUGGAUUGUUGUUUCUUUCAGGAAAACCAUAAUUUGGUAAGGGAGUCAUCUAGCUAGAAUACAAAGCUUACAUUUUCUUAAGAAUAUUUGCAAUCAGGAGGUUCUUUUUACUGGAGGUACGAGCUCAGAACUGUUAAUAGGUAAAUGAAGAACUUUGUGUCUUUUUCCUCAGAGCAGUCCAAGAUUCCACAUGCUGGCAAUAGGUGACAUGAAAUUGGACUUCUCUGUGUGUUCAGAAUGCACAGCUAUGAAUGUAUUCAAAAGAACUGAUGGUGUGUUGAAUUUCUUUUACAGCUGUAAAGAUCUUACCUUGUGAAAGAUGGUUAGCUUAAUUCAGUGCAUAUUUCUAAUUUGUUUUUUUUUUUCCUUUAUUGCAGUUGUAUGCUGAAUGUGUACGAAAGAUAGAUUUGUUCCCAAGAUUUUGAGGGUUUUGAUUUCCUCUGGCUUGGCUUUGAGCACUAAAGCAAUCACUGAAUAAAUAGCUGGGAGGAAUGUACACAAAAUGCCUUAUGUUUAAAAGCCCUCACAAGUGUUUGUAGUUCCAAUUACUUUAAAGGAGUCUGAAGUCUGAUGACAAUAAUGGGAUGACUUUUCCUAAAAUUUAGGACAUAUUUUCAUUAAAUGUCUUAACUUUGCAUUUUAUAGUAAAACAUAUUUAAACUGUAGCAUAGAAAGAAUGUGUGCACAAAACCUGAUUUUUUUUUAAGGUACGUAUUUGACUUCUAGGAACUUGAAGUUUACAAAAUAGGAAUGUUCUUACAAUGUCUUCUGUAGCUGUGCUUGCUCUGUUGUACUAUUAAUGGAACCUGUUGUGGAGGAUCUAGAAUGAGUGAUGGGGAAAAUGCAGGUAGGACUUUCACUGGGCUAAGGAAAAUUGCACUGUAGCUUAUUUUACUGUUACUCAAAAAAUAUAUUUUAUAUUUUUAUACAUACUUCAGUGUCACGUUCCAUGUAUCACGUUGUUUGGUCUGUAGGAAACGUGUACUGGAAUGUUGCUUUGUACAGCACCUUUACUACUACCCUGUUGCUAAGACUGCAGCUGCUUUUGUGAAGUUUACAUGAAUGAACUUUUACUCCUCUGUUUCCAUGUUUAGCACAAAACAUCAUGUAGUGUGAAUUAGUAUUAGAAAGCAGAAGAGAGGAAAAAAGCCAACUGAAAUAUUUUCAUUUUCAUUUAUUUUUGGUUAAUAAUGAAUUAAGAUUCCUCCAAUUAGUCAUAAUAAAGCAGGUAAAACUAGAGCACUUUUCCCUAAACUAUUACUCGAGUUGGAUGUGGAAAAAAAUGGUUCUAAUGUAAGCAGCAGCUGGUACCAAAUUAUUUAUAAAUGCAUUUAACAAAGCUUUUAAAAGGUAGUGAAGUGUCUUUUCCAAAGGGCAAUAUACUUCAUACAUCUCAUGGAGUGAAGCAAAAACAUUACUCACAUGUCAAUUCUUGUUCAUUUUAACUCUGAUUUAUGAAGUCUUUAGGAAAGAAAACUGCAUUAUUGAAGCAGAUAUGAAUACACAUUUUUUACAAAAAGAUAAAGCUAAAUUGGGAUUAUUUGGUUGCCAUGUGAAAUGCAAAGCUGAAGCUAACAGUAGUGUAGAGUGUAACUUGGAACUUAAUUCUUUUUUUUCAUGAGACAGAAGAGACAGCAAACUGUCCCAGUCUGCUUUAUGCUUAAGAAAUUUGUUUUCCUGACCUGACCCUCAAGUGGGGCUGACUCACAGUGCAACGCAUGUGCAAGUUCUAGAACCUUUCCUUAUGAAAAAAGUUUCUUGUUUACAGUAAAGCUCUUACUUUUGCUUCCCGUUCUGUGAACCACAGUUGAAGCAUCUUUCUUCUAUGGCAUCACCCACGGAGCUCUUCAGCAUCUGGUUACAUUGCCUUAUUUAUUACUUAUCUUGCAAAUUUAAAUAAAAACGAAAGAUCAAAGUUAAUUGGCAAACCAAAGGGAGUUGUAUCUUCCUUGCUAAGAAACUUCUUUCUCAAGCUUAGGUACAGCCUUUCUUCUGGAGGAAAAAUUAAAAACAAAGCAACCAACCUGAUAUCAGAAAGAUGUCAUUCUUUAUGAACAUUGUCUUUGAAUGUGGUGUGUAAUUUUGUUUGCUUCUUACCAGAACAGUGUUAAAAGCUGACAUGUUUUCCUCUGUUAUUAGGUUUUAUUAUUGCUCUCGUUGGUGUUUUUUUAACAUUUCUUGUUUAUUUCCCAAGGAGUGUCCUGAACUUCUUGUAAUCCUCCUUAUGUGAGGAUUGUUUUGAACUUGUAAAUACUUAAGGGCUGUUAGUGGCUGUUUUAGCUGCUCAAAUACAUAAAACAGGCCUUGCAUGCUGUAUGUAAAUACAUCUGUUGUGUUAAAAGUUGUCUCUAUUUCAGUAUUUGCUUUCUCAAUACAAAAGGGAGAUUCACAUGCAAUAUAAGAUGUUUUAACAAUUCAAGUGUAUGAGGGGCCAUUGCUGUUGAGCUCCUAUUAAUGUUGUUGGGAUUUCUGCACCAAGUUCCAUACAUAUUUCAUUGAGAAUGAACCCUGAAUGCAUCCAAUAAUUAGCGUGUGUUAGGUGACUUACCUGCUAAGGUGUACAUGUCAUAUCCUUGCUUUUGAGAUUUGGGACAUUGUUCUUAAGGUCUCUUAGCCCAGUUUUUACAUGACCUUUAAAGAGCUUAACUUGGAAGUUGUUUCACAGCAACUGGAACUGGUUGUAUAUCAGCAGCAGUUAAUUGACACUUUUUCCUCUGUACCACAGUAGUGCUGAGUAACAAGAUCCAGAAUGCUGUCAGUAGCUGAGAACUGAUUCUUGGUUACUGAGAUUCAACUUUCCAUAAUAACCUUUGUUUUAAGGUGUAUGACCCAGAAGCACUCUACUGCAAUAUUCUACAAAUGACUUCAAGGAGCUUUGGACUUGUUUGUGCCAGGAAGUUUCACUGAAUGAUCUAAUGCCACGUCUUUGACAGAGUCACAGAGUUUAGGGGUUGGAAGGGAACUCUGAAGAUGUAGCCCAACUCCUGCUAAUGCAAGUUCCUGACAGUUGGCUGCAUAGGAGAGCAUCCAGGCAGGUCUGAAGUAUGUCCAGAGAAGGAGAUGCCAGCAUCUCUGUGGGCAGCCUGGUCCAGUGCUCUGUUACCUUGGAAGUAAAGAAAAUUUUCCUCUCUACUGUGGUAGAAAGCUUGAGUGUGUUUUUGUUCCAGAUGAUAUGUAAGCAUAUUUAAAAUAUACUGUAAAUAAUUUAUGAGUCAGAUUGAUAGAUAACUGGGUCACUAAUGUUGUUCCUCCUAUGUUACUUUGUGAAGCAAGGGCAAACAAAACUUAAUUUGGAACCAAAAUGAGCUAUCACAUGACAGAGUAUUACUGUUUAAGUGUUCUCUAAAAUGCUCAUAUCAGAUGCUGAGUUUUUAAGCAGUUAAUUAUGCAUUAGAAAAUGGUUUUUGCACUUAGUUCUACACCUGAAAUAAUUUGCAUAUUGGUAAGAGUCCAUUUAACUAAAUGAAGCGAAGUAGUGCUUGCAGGAUAUAAUUAAGAUCAAAGAGUGCAAAGGGUACAAAGGAGAAUGCUACCUUAAAAAUAUUAAUCGUAAGUGUAAAUAAGAAGCCCUCACAAUUUAGACUAAACUACGUGACUAAACCAGUCACUGAGAUGGCUUGCUUUUUUUUUUUUGAGAACUUUAUUUUAUUAGAAAGUCUAGUGGAAGUUGAGGCUGAUAUGCCUGAAAGGAAAAUAAAAUUUUACAACAGGGGUGUUUAUAAUACCAGCACUGAAAAAGAUAGUUUGAUAGCUUGAAAUGUAAGAGCAGAGGCUGAAGGGGAUUUUAUAGUAAUGCACUUAAAAUUGGGCCAAAAUUUGGCCUAUUCUUGAUUUAUAUGAAAUCUGUAGUACUAUACAUAUAAAUAUAUAUUAAAAAUAUUGGGCAUAUUGAAGUUUAGAUUUUAAAAUUCUAUGCAUAUAUUUUUCUUGUUACUGUAUUCCCCAAUAAAAGCAAGUAUCCAUAAAAUAUAACACAGGUUUCUCCAUAUUUGGCAAGGGUAUAUGUUGAUAGUACUUUGGGAAAUGAUGUGGCUGUACCCCCAGUCUCUCCACCUUUUGGAGAGCUUUUAUUUUAAACAGAACAAAAAGUGCUUUCAAGUGCAAGCCCUGAUUUAGGUUGAGGAUCAUGUAGUGGUUGCUGUAUAAUAGCAUACAACUGCUGUUUAGAAGAUAAUGUCAGAACCUUUGGUUAUUGUUAAUGAUAUUUUUGUACUUGUACACUUUCUGCAGUCAUCAACUAAUAUUUAAAUUCAUGGUAACUGAAGUGUCUAACUUCAUCUGCCAAAAGUGUGUAAUAAACUACUGUUGGAUUCA
This is a messenger RNA of Phasianus colchicus (ring-necked pheasant), 7161 nucleotides long. It is a transcript of the gene SGPP1, whose product is annotated as sphingosine-1-phosphate phosphatase 1. Gene Ontology annotation, molecular function: sphingosine-1-phosphate phosphatase activity. Gene Ontology annotation, biological process: sphingosine metabolic process. The record is from RefSeq and is a predicted model, not a curated record. Lineage: Eukaryota; Metazoa; Chordata; Aves; Galliformes; Phasianidae. Gene Ontology annotation, cellular component: endoplasmic reticulum membrane.